Hirsutella rhossiliensis is the source of this 753-nucleotide messenger RNA. RefSeq names its product bZIP transcription factor domain-containing protein. The coding region runs from base 1 to 753 and encodes 250 amino acids. The transcript has a single exon. The record is from RefSeq and is a predicted model, not a curated record. Gene Ontology annotation, molecular function: DNA binding; DNA-binding transcription factor activity. NCBI's taxonomy places the organism in Eukaryota, Fungi, Ascomycota, Sordariomycetes, Hypocreales, Ophiocordycipitaceae. Gene Ontology annotation, biological process: regulation of DNA-templated transcription.
AUGAACGAGCACUUUAGGAUACAAGCCCAUUUCAACGACAUCCGCCCUAUCAGAGCUGUCGGAGGAGCGCUCCGCGAAAGUCAAUUGGGUACAAGCUUUGAGUCGGGCCCAGGGUUUCCGGGCCAGGAGGCACUCCACAAUACAACAUACUGCUUCUCUCAGUCCAACAAGGGGUUCCCAUGGCUCGACGAUAGCUUUAUUAGAAGCUUAGACGACCAAUUUUUCAUACCUGGGGACCUUUACGUCAGUGAGGAUUUUGGAUCAGACGUCCACGAUAUCGAUGCCGCGUCGUGCCAUCCGGGGCAGGAUUCGGACUCCAAAGACUCCGCCUCACCUGGCUCGCUGCCAGCAAUUCUGUCGCCUCUCCGCAAGGACCAUGGAAUGCUUUCCAUGACUACAGCAAGUUCUCAGCGAGCGCACGAGCGCAAGGGGAAUUGCCCAGGGCGCAACAGUAUCGAAGCCCCAUACAACCCCACAGUUUUACAAGCCCGAGAGAAGAACCGCAUGGCGGCAGACAAGUGUCGCUCCAAGAAACAAAGGGAUGUUACACAGCUCAAGAGCAUGCAUGAGACGCUCGAGGCUAGACAUCGACAGCUCUGCAGCACCGUCUCGGACCUGGUGGCGGAGACGCAUGCUCUGAAGAAUAUGCUCAUGCAGCAUGGGAACUGCGACUGUGAAUUGAUCCAAGAAUAUCUCAGGGAAUCUGCAUCUAGUUGGAUUGCCAAGAAGACGGGUGACUGCUUGGAGGCCUAG